AUGGCGAGAUUCGCAUUAGUUCUUGUAAUGAUACUUGUGAUUCUAGGGUCUGUGAGCUUUUCAGAAGCUCAGUUGAAGUUAGGGUUCUACGACAAAACUUGCCCUAACGCAGAAAAGAUUGUACAAAGUCUUGUUAACCAACAUAUUCAGAAUGUACCCUCUUUAGCUGCUGGCCUGAUUAGGAUGCAUUUCCAUGAUUGCUUCGUUCGGGGCUGUGAUGGUUCGAUCUUGAUCAACGCGACAUCAAGCAACCAACAAGUCGAGAAGGUUGCUCCUCCGAAUCUAACCGUUAGAGGUUUCGACUUUAUCGAUUUAGUGAAGUCUGUUCUGGAGAAGAAAUGUCCCGGAAUCGUCUCUUGUGCCGAUGUCAUCACCCUCGCUACUCGAGACUCGGUUGCUGCCAUUGGUGGACCGACAUGGAACGUUCCGACAGGACGUAGAGACGGACGAAUCUCUAAUGCCACCGAGGCAGCGAACAACAUUCCUCCUCCUUUCGGAAACUUCACGACUCUUAUAACCCUUUUUGGAAACCAAGGACUAGAUGUUACUGACCUCGUCUUGUUAUCCGGUGCGCACACUAUUGGAGUGUCUCAUUGUUCCUCCUUCUCCAACCGUCUCUUCAACUUCACCGGCGUCGGAGACCAAGAUCCAUCGCUGGACAGCGAAUAUGCAGCCAAUCUGAAGUCACGGAGGUGUUUAUCUAUCGCAGAUAAUACCACAAAGGUUGAGAUGGAUCCCGGUAGCCGAAACACCUUUGAUCUUAGCUACUUCCAGCUCGUCUUGAAACGUCGUGGACUUUUUGAGUCUGAUGCAGCGUUGACUAUGAAUUCUGCGGCGUUGGCUCAGGUCAGACGAUUCGCGGGAGGAUCGGUGCAACAGUUCUUUGCUGAGUUUGCGACGGCAAUGGAGAAAAUGGGAAGGAUUGGUGUCAAAACCGGGUCGGAUGGAGAGAUCCGAAGAACAUGUGCAGUGGUUAAUUGA
Molecule: messenger RNA, 981 nt
Organism: Microthlaspi erraticum
Lineage: Eukaryota; Viridiplantae; Streptophyta; Magnoliopsida; Brassicales; Brassicaceae
Source: the annotation of a GenBank genome assembly